AGCUUCAAUGCACCUUGGCAUAGAUUAUACAAGUGUCGAACUCUGUCGGAGGGCUGCCACACCAUUAUUCCGCGACAUCAUCUGGUGUUUUGUUGAUGGUGAAAAAGGCUGUUUCAUUCACUUCUCCAGAAUCUCCCAUAAGUGUUCAAUUUGGUUGAUAUCUGGUGACAGACGGCCAUGGCAUAUGGUUUAGAUCGUUUUUCAUGCUCAUCAAACCAUUCCGUGACCACUUGUGCAUGGGGACAUUGUCAUCCUAUGGAGGCAUAGCCAUGGUUACCAAAAUAAUGGCCUACCCAGCAUUUUCUACAUGUUAGCAUGAUGGGAUGUUAACUGAACCACACCUGUGUGGAAGCACCAGCUUUCAAUAUACUUUGUAUCCCUCAUUUACUCAAGGGUUUUCAUUAUUUUGGCAGUUACCUGUAUAAUUUAUCAUAUUAGCUACAGUAAUUGUGUUCUUGUAAUAAACAUUGAAUUUAACACGGUUUGUUCUCCAUAGGAUAUCAUCAUCCAACGUAAAAUAUAAAAGCCCCAGAGAAACUCUACCUUCAAUAUUGUGGUGUUCGUCCUACAAGGAGAAUCUGUGAUAUUUUGUUUAUUGUGCCGAUAUUAUGAACCGAAUUUCAAGGUUGGAGCGACAGUGCCCACUGGUGGACUUGUUAUUAUUGCAUUUUCACUACCAAUGGCCUAGAGCAGAGGCUCAACUCGGCGGAAAAUCUGUCUUCCUCCAGUAGGUGGCGUAUGUUCAUUGUUUCGCGCAUCAUGCAAAUAUAAUUUGUAUGGAGAUGUGCGCCUACACAUGUACACCGUACUCGCUACAAAGUUACAGAAAGCUAAACCAACAACUACACAAACUGAAAUCGGAUACGUUGUAAACGCAGGUCCAACGAGAAAAAACCUAGCUAGCGAAGAGCCAUUUUUUUGGGAGCAUCUGAUGACCUAACGUGAUGAACCUCUCAGAGGAGAACAGGACAGUCGUGGUCUCUGGUGUACCAGACACACUGUCCAGCAGUCGCAUGGCAGACAAGCUGGUUAUUCACUUCCAGAGCUCCAGAAGCCACGGAGGAGAUGUAGAAAACAUCAAGUACCCGACCAGCUUCAAGGGGGUGGCUUUUGUUACAUUUGAAAACACCAGAGAUGCUGAGACGGUAAUCAGAAAGAAACAGAUCAUGUGUGACAAGGAGUUCCCUCAAGACUACCCUAUCACUGUAUACAAAUUCACCCAAGACGUGUUGUUCUACGUAAACGCUAAAGUGGACCUGUCAAUCUUCGGUGACGAGGAACAGCAGGAGACCGUGAUCCAGAGCUUGCAGUCUGCUCACAGAUCAGUGAGGAUCUGCCUUCUACCCAGCCAGGAGGGUAAAGCUUCAGUGGAGGGACCCUUCUCUGCCGUCAGGGCCCUGAGAGAGGACCUGCUCCAGCGGGCCACUGCCAGCAGCAGCAGUCACCCAGGGGAGAAGCACAGGGCUCCAUCGAGCUCUGGUUACUCCCUGACCUCAGUGGCAGCAGGGAAUGGGGUAUCCCAGGUCAGCAGCAGUCAUGCCUGGGAAAAGCACAGAGCUCCAUCUCCAUCAAGCCAUGAUCAUUACCUGAGCUCUGUGGUAGUAGAGAGUAGGUCCUCCAGGGUCAGAUCUGGUGAUGGUGCUGAGGUGGACUUCCGGGUCAGCAGUUACCCCUGGGAGAAGAAGAACGGGGCAGCUCCCUCAAGCGCUGAUCAUUCUCUGUCAAGCUCUGUGGCAGGAGGGAGUGGGGCUUCUACAAUAAAUCAAUCCUUGGAAAAGCACCGCAGGGCAGCUCCAUCAAGCUCUGAUCAUUCUCCGAGCUCCAUGGCAUCAGGGAGGAGUGGGGAAUCCAAGGUUGUCAGCAGCAGUCACACAUUAGAGAAGUACAUCGCUCCGUCAAGCCAAGAUCCAUCUCCGUCAAGCCCAGUGGCAGCAGGGACCUCCAAGGUCAGCUCAGGUGGUGAUGUUGACGUGGAAGAGGAGUCCACGUGGGUGGACACAAACAUAUUUCUUUACAUUCAGAGGUUUUCUAAAGACCAGUUUGACCAAUGUUUUAGGAACCACAGUGUGUCAGCUGUGUUCGAUGACAAUGAUAUGGCCGACCUGACUCUGAUAUCGCUGAGAGGAGGACGCAACAGCAAGGGUCUCUCUGAAGUCCAACUGACCAUAUCAGAGCUGACUGAUUUGGUCGCUGUUUGGCAGUCAACCCUGAGAAUCCACACUAUAGACUAUAGAAAGCAGGAUGUGUGUGAGAGAAAGAGGCUGCUGCAAAUCUGUGCCGAGGUAAACGACCUUUAUGAAGACGUUCUGUACGUGCAGAAGGAGUUUAGUGUCCGGGUCAUCGGUCCCUCUAUGUCCAGUCAUCUCUUUAGUGAGUGGGUGAAGCAUAGAAUGGAUCUGCUGGAUUAAGAGGACUUGUUGUAGUGGUAGUCAGAAUGGGAAUCAUUUUACCAUUCUGCAAUAGCAGCUAGUGCACAAACAGCUUUUUGCGCGGUAUAUAUUGAUAGCACUGUGAGAUGUUUUCAAGAGAUUUCUGUGACAACUAAAUAGUAUUGAGUUUGUGUUAUUUGCUGUGCCUCAACAAGGAUGCUGUUUUGUGUCAAGCUAGCCAUAAGGGCAUAACUAGAUAAUAGACUAGAAACUACAUGUUAAGGAGUCAACACUAGAGGGUGCUGUUGUACCGAAUAUACACCAUUUGUUCCAUUAAAUCAAUUAUUUCUGUGUGUCCUGA
Messenger RNA from Salvelinus fontinalis (brook trout), 2730 nucleotides. RefSeq lists its product as uncharacterized. The coding region runs from base 945 to 2408 and encodes 487 amino acids. The record is from RefSeq and is a predicted model, not a curated record. Gene Ontology annotation, molecular function: RNA binding. The transcript is spliced from 4 exons. Lineage: Eukaryota; Metazoa; Chordata; Actinopteri; Salmoniformes; Salmonidae.